Messenger RNA from Tauraco erythrolophus (red-crested turaco), 2667 nucleotides. The record is from RefSeq and is a predicted model, not a curated record. Lineage: Eukaryota; Metazoa; Chordata; Aves; Musophagiformes; Musophagidae.
AUGAGUCUGCAGAUUUUAAACACGGAAAAUGGAGAAAACGGAGGAAACAUCAAUGACCAUCUAACAGCGGAAGACUCUGCCUUUUUCUUUGCACCACCAGAACCUACAGGGAGACCUUCCAUUCUACGCCUGUCCCAGAAAGAAAACUUGCCGCCAAAAAGCGUGGCAAAAGCUAUGAAAGUAACCUUUCAAACUCCUCUAAGAGAUCCUCAGACUCGAAAAAUCUUGAGUCCUACUAUGAUGGAUAAACUUGACACUACUUUCACGCUUGAUGAUUGCAGUGAAGCCUUAGUGGAUGAUCUUUUAUCUGCACCCAUCAAUGCUGACACAUGUCAACAAAAGACUGAAGCUGAUAAUACAGUGAUAAACACACAAAUGCCAGAGAAGGUCAGUGCAGCUCCUUACCCAGAUGAUGAGAUGCCAGUGAAGAGUCGAGGCUCCUACAAUCUUGAUUUUGAUAACUUAAAUGACAUCAAUCCCUUUCAAAGUUCAGUGCAGUUGCAGCAUUCUCCUGGAAAUCUGCAAGAGUCUCCUGUAAAAGCAUCUAGCAGCCCUGAGAAAAGUAAUGAUUCUCUUCUGGAUGAUACAGCUUCUUUUGCUUCAACCACAGCAAGUACAGAGUGCUCAAGUGAGGGCAAGACUCUUUUCCAGAGAAAAGAAUCUGUGCUGAGAGAGCUGGAGUCUAACAAAUCCAAGCUGUCUGCUAAGCAAGCAAUCAGUGACUGUGUGCAGGAUGUGAAGUUUGCUUCCACAGAUGUGAGCCAAAUUGAUAAUUCAUUAUCUGACGACUUAGGUCCCAGUAGUUCUGAUGUAACUAAUUCUUCUAAAACUGGAGAAUUGAAGCUUCAAAAUGUUUCAGUAGCAGAAAAAGCCUCUGCAGAAGAGCUGGCUAUCUCCAAAGGAGAACCUGCAGAAAAGCCUGAUGUCACCAAGGCUGGACCAGUAAAACUGGAAUUUGACUUUGAUAACACCACUGCUAGAAAGCCACCUCCUAAGAAACUAGGUAAAAGAACUGGACUUAAGCCACCUUCCAAGAAAACUCCUAUUACCAAAAUGAAAACAGAGAAUACUGAAGUGCAAAGUAAAAGUAGUGUGGAAGAUGAAAUCCCUGUUCCCAAAGCAUCUUAUAAGUUUGACUGGGACAAACUUGAUGAUCCAAACUUCAAUCCAUUUGGAGGAGGCUCUAAAAUUUCCAGUUCACCCGAGUGUUCUAAACCUAUCCCUCCGAAAGCUCAUCUGCAAGAGGAGCAAGUUAGUACGUCAUCAAGAAGGGAGUCUCUUCCAGUGGAGCAGGAUAACAGACCAAGUACCUGUGAAACUCUGGAGAAAAGAGAACCUAAAACUCCGGAAAACAGCAGACAGAGUGUGAUGGAAGACAAGGCUCAAACUCAAGGAGAUAAAGAAGGAGUUAAAGCAGAAGCUGAGCUUCCAGGAGAGAUAGCCAAGGAGAAGCAGAUGAGCCUGUCUAAAAUGUCUCCAGCUAAUGUCCCCUCUCAAGAUAAUAUGAUUGCUGCUGACAGUGGGAAAAAGUCAGUGUCUGCAGAAGAAAUUAAACUUAGUUCCCACAGAACUGAAAUAACAGCAGAUGAGCAAACAGCCAGCACUGAACCUGAAGAGCUCUUCAGACCAUCAUCAGAAGUUCUAGGAACAGGCAUAGAAAUAGACUAUCUGGAACAGUUUGGGACUUCAUCAUUCAAAGAGUCUGCCUUGAGGAAACAGUCACUGUAUUUGAAGUUUGACCCUCUGUUGAGAGACAGUCCGAGAAAACCAGUUUCUGGUACUAUUGAAACAAACUUGAAUAUCAUGACAGCUCCACUUCAGUGUGGUCCUGUUGCUGAUUUAAGUAAAGUGCUUGAGGAAGCUGAAAAGCCUGCAGUGAGUCUUCAAAAUGAAGAAAAACCAAAAGGACUAGAUCUUCUGGGAACUUUUACAACUUCUGACACAGAUCCUCUAAUUCCAGACACCCUGACUGGUGAUGUUCCUCCACACCCUUUUACUGCUUCCACAAACACUGCAGUGGAUGCUAUUAUAGAUGUGCUAAAAUAUAGCCAAAAAGACAUGGAUGCAGCUGUUGAACUGGUUGAGAGAGAGGUUCAAGAGAAAGAGUUGGAGAUUCAAGAAUGGAAAAAAAAGUAUGAUAAGCUUCAUAUGGAAUACAAGGAAAUGGGAAAAAUAGUUGCUGACUUCGAAGGUACAAUGACACAAAUGAUGGAGGAUGCUCAGAAUCAGAAGGAAUUUUCAAAGAAGGAAAUGCAGAGGAUGGAGGAAGAGAAGCAACAUGUUAUUUCAGAUCUGAACUUUAUGGAAAAAUCUUUCUCUGAACUCUUCAAACGAUUUGAAAAACAGAAAGAAGUGCUAGAGGGUUACCGCAAAAAUGAAGAAGCUCUGAAAAAAUGUGUUGAAGAAUACCUGGCUAGAAUUAAAAAAGAGGAGCAGAGAUAUCAGGCACUAAAGGCACAUGCUGAAGAAAAGCUGCAUCAAGCCAAUGAGGAAAUUGCCCAGGUACGAAGCAAAGCUAAAUCAGAGGCUGCAGCACUGCAAGCCAGUCUCCGUAAAGAACAAAUGAGGAUCCAGUCUUUAGAGAGGAGCCUUGAACAGAAGACGAAAGAAAAUGAUGAACUAACAAAAAUCUGUGAUGACUUGAUCUUGAAGAUGGAAAAAAUUUGA